AUGGAUGGCACGAACAAUAGCACUCCCGGGACAACGAGAAGUCGUCAGACUUCGACCGCCUCAGAUGGAGACCGACCUCCCCUCCCUCCCAGACCCAGCGAAUUAAGCCUCAUACAAGCUAUGCCCUCUACAGGUCACUCUUCUCGCCCUCCUACUCGAGGCCUCGUUGGAGGGGCAACAACGGCCAUGUCCAUGACCGAUGUCAACGCUUACAACCGACCUGAUGGCUCCAAAGAGCUGCGCAUCAGUGCUUCCCGUACCCCUUCCAGCCACUCAAUUCGUCCGUCCCCGAGCAACAAAACCAGUGAUGUUGGGGAGGACAGUUCGAGCAUCAGAAGCUAUGCACCAAUCGGCCGGUAUAUCCAAGAUGCGGAAAGCAUAUUCGAGGGAGAUAUGCAAGAGGAGCAAAAUCUUUCUACAUCAGUCAGCAGCUCCCGAGGGUUGUUCGAGACAGAGACGGAUAGCCUAUAUGACGAAGGUGAUGUAGAUUUCGAUAAGGAGUUUGAAGAGGUGGAUGAGAAGAUCGUCGGCGACGAAGUGGCCCAAAAGCUCUGGAUGUCCAAGCGCAAACAUUUCAUCAUCCUAUCUGCAGCCGGCAAGCCUAUUUAUACGAGGCAUGGAUCGGACGCCGUCAUCUCGAGCUAUGUUGGUAUCAUCCAGGCUAUCAUCUCCUCAUAUUCAGAUGCAGGUGACCAGCUGGGAAGUUUCCAGGCAGAUGGCGUCUUGUUUGUUGUCCUCUCACAGACAAACCUGUUUCUCGUGGGGAUCACAAGUCUUCCGGAAAGUGAGGCACAGGUCCGAGUUCAGCUUGAAGCCCUGUAUAUGCAGAUCUUGUCGACCUUGACAUUACCAACUCUAACACACAUCUUUUCGGUUCGCCCGUCGACCGACCUCAGACGACCAUUGCAAGGUACUGAAGUCCUGCUGUCCUCGCUGGCGGACAGCUUCACGCGAGGCUCGCCGUCUGCGCUCUUGUCCGCUCUUGAAUGUUUAAAGAUCAGAAAGUCGCACCGCAACAUCAUCAAUAGCACCAUGAUCAAAGCUCGAGUGGACGACUUGCUCUAUGGGCUUGUGGUUGCUGGAGGUAGACUUGUCAGCGUCAUCCGGCCGAAGAAACACUCUCUGCAUCCCAGUGAUCUGCAAUUGAUUUUCAACAUGCUCUUUGAAGCUGAGGGGGUCAAGGCUGGUGGAGGAGACUCUUGGAUUCCUGUCUGUCUUCCCGGCUUCAACAACACCGGCUAUCUGUACAUGUAUGUUAGCUUUCUUGACAUGGGUGGGGAGCAGGUUCGCGAAAUGGCCCAGAAUGAACAUAUCGCCAAAGAGGACUCGGUGGCUAUCAUCCUCCUGAGCACCAACAAGGAAAGCUUCGAAGACUUGCAAAGCAUGAAAAAUUACAUGGUCCACGAGUUUCACCGAAACAAGAGCAUGCAUAUCAUCCAUGCAGCUGUCCAGGCCGGCCGACCCGAAACCACAGACAUCAUCGCCGGCACCGUCCUGAGACACUUCCUGUACAAAUCAAAAGGCAACGUACAGUUUUUUAUGCCGUCUUUCUCGCCGGGCUUCGAGACAUUGAAACAGCGUCGACGACUGAUGUCGUUAUACCACAAUCUUCAUGCCAGCGUGCAUGCCAAACACGCCGCGGUUAAGGUCCACCAUAGUGUUGGAGCAUCGGCAACAGCGCUGGCUUGGGUCACGCCCAUGUUUGAGCUCUAUUGUGUAGCGGGUCCAACAGCGUCGAGGAAUGCGUUGGCACAGAGUGCGAAUAAGGUGGUGCAAUGGGUGCAGAGGGAGGAGGAGCGCAUUUUUAUUAUUGGUGGUGCGGUAUUUUGA
Molecule: messenger RNA, 1830 nt
Organism: Fonsecaea multimorphosa CBS 102226
Lineage: Eukaryota; Fungi; Ascomycota; Eurotiomycetes; Chaetothyriales; Herpotrichiellaceae
Exons: 1
Coding region: 1-1830 (609 amino acids)
Biological process (GO): protein targeting to vacuole; vesicle-mediated transport
Cellular component (GO): Mon1-Ccz1 complex; fungal-type vacuole membrane
Source: RefSeq, a predicted model, not a curated record